Acanthopagrus latus (yellowfin seabream) is the source of this 2788-nucleotide messenger RNA. It is a transcript of the gene tsr1, whose product is annotated as TSR1 ribosome maturation factor. Bases 80 to 2593 code for a protein of 837 amino acids. Gene Ontology annotation, molecular function: U3 snoRNA binding; GTPase activity; GTP binding. The record is from RefSeq and is a predicted model, not a curated record. The transcript is spliced from 15 exons. NCBI's taxonomy places the organism in Eukaryota, Metazoa, Chordata, Actinopteri, Spariformes, Sparidae. Gene Ontology annotation, biological process: ribosome biogenesis; endonucleolytic cleavage of tricistronic rRNA transcript (SSU-rRNA, 5.8S rRNA, LSU-rRNA); maturation of SSU-rRNA from tricistronic rRNA transcript (SSU-rRNA, 5.8S rRNA, LSU-rRNA). Gene Ontology annotation, cellular component: preribosome, small subunit precursor; nucleus.
ACUCUCCGGAAAGUGUGACGACACGCCUCCGUCAUGACGCCGGCGCGAGUGCGGAAGCGAGUGAGUUGAGUUUCCCCACAUGGCGAAAAUGGCUGCGAACGGGGAAAAACAACAGGGCCACAGACCCGGCAUAUACAAACAGAAAAAUAAGGCCCACAAAAAUGGCAGGCACCGGACGAAAGGUGAAAUCGAGAGAGAUAACAAAGGGAGAGUGUCAGUGACGGCCCUUACCAAAAAACAGAGGAAGGAGCAAAAGAAGAUGGACAGAAGGCACAAAGCCAACCAGCUGCGCCAGAAUAAAAAAGACAUGGUCCUCACAGAAAAGCGACGGCUCGGUAGCAGGGACGGUCCCCCUCAUUUGGUCGCUGUGGUGUCCCUCCAUGCUUCGGUCGACGCCGGCGCUAUCACCAAACUGCUACGUGGGGAGGAUGCUGGAGGCAUCGUGCAUCAGGAGCGAUGCGUCACUGGCAUCAGUGACAGUUUUGGGAUGAUUCUUCCUCGUUUUAAGCAAAGGUUCAUGUUUGUAAGCCAGAGCACAGCUGACAUGCACUCCCUGCUGGAUGUCGCCAAGAUUGCAGACAGCCUUGUGUUUGUGCUGGACUCGACUGAAGCCUGGGACAGCUAUGGAGAGUACUGUCUCUCCUGCCUUUUUGCCCAGGGCCUCCCAAGCCAUGCACUGGUGUGUCAGGGUGUGUCUGAUCUUCCUGUGAAGAAGAGGGUCGAGUCCAGGAGAGCCCUGUCAAAGAUCACUGAGAUCCGUUUUCCUGAUGCCCGUCUCUUCCCUUUGGAUUCAGAGCAGGAUGCCACUCUUCUUCUAAGACACCUUGGCACUCAGAGACAGAGAAAGCUUGGUUUCCGCUCCAGACGUUCCCAUCUUUUGGCUCAGCAUGUCACUUUCACACCCAACAGCCCUGCUGAGGGGACAGGCGGUGGACCCACAGGGCUGGGGACCCUCUGUGUCUCCGGGUACGUCCGCGGCCGUCCUCUACGGGUUGACAGACUGGUGCACAUCAGUGGACAUGGAGACUUUCAGCUCAGUCAGAUUGAUGCUCCAUCAGACCCUCUGCCCCUCAACUUAACAGCAGCCAGACCAGCAAAGUCCAGCAAGACAGGAGACAUUGACAUGAUGGAUGGAGGCGAAGGUGAGGCUCCGGUGCGGAUGCUCAUGAAAGCGGAUCCAAAAUCCAGAGAGAGUUUGCAGGCCGAGGCCGAGGUCGACCCCAUGGAUGGAGAGCAGACGUGGCCGACAGAAACAGAGCUGCUGGAAGCCGAAGAGGCCAGGAAGAACAAACGUGUGAUGAAGGUCCCAAAAGGAACAUCAGACUACCAGGCUACGUGGAUUGUUGAUGAGGACGGGGAGGAGAAUGGAGACAUGGAUGAAGAAAGCAGUGAUAAUGAUGAUGACGAUGACAUGUUGGAUGAGGCCAUGGAGGGAGAAGAUGAAGAGACUAACUCUCAGGAGCCAGGUUCAGGCUGUGCCUCAGAGGAAGAAGAGGAGGAGGAAGAGGAGGAGGAAGAGCUGUGCACCACAGGGCGAACUGGAGCAGAUCAACGCUAUGAUGAGCACAUUGACGAAGCUGCGGAAGAAGAGGGUCUGAAACGCUACCGUGAAGCUCGAGCCAAUGAAAUGUUUCCCGAUGAGGUGGACACGCCCCUCGACGUGGCAGCCAGAAUCAGGUUCCAGCGCUACAGAGGCCUAAAAAGUUUCCGCGCCUCGCCCUGGGACCCCAUGGAGAACCUGCCUCUCAACUACUCGCGUAUCUUCCAGUUCCAGAGCUUUGAACGCACUCGCCGCCACAUCCUGGCCGAGGCUGCAGCUGAGGAAGAGGGAGCCAUGGUCGGCUGGUAUGUUACGCUUCACAUCAUCGAUGUGCCUUUUUCUGUGAUGGAGAGUGUGCAGUCAGGCAGACCUCUGACUCUGGUGUCUCUGUUGCCUCAUGAACAGAAGAUGUCAGUGAUGCACUUGUUGGUGAGGAGACACCCCAGUAAUACAGAGCCGAUCAAAUCCAAAGAGGAGCUGGUGUUCCACUGUGGAUUCCGGAGGUUCCGAGCUUCUCCGAUCUUCUCUCAGCACACCUCAGCUGACAAACACAAGAUGGAGCGCUUCCUCAGGCCAGACGCCCCCACUGUGGUGUCCGUGUACGCUCCAAUCACCUUCAACCCAGCGGGAGUCCUGCUCUUCAAACAAAGGAAUGAUGGCAUCCAGGACCUUGUGGCUACAGGCAGUCUGCUCAGCUGUGACCCUCAGCGUGUCGUGCUUAAGAGGAUUGUGCUGAGCGGACACCCGUUCAAGAUUAACCGGCGUUCUGCUGUCGUUCGUUACAUGUUCUUUAACAGAGAUGACAUCAUGUGGUUCAAGCCAGUGGAGCUGCGAACAAAGUGGGGUCGGAGAGGCCACAUCAAGGAGGCUUUAGGAACUCACGGUCACAUGAAGUGUGUGUUUGAUAACCAGCUGCGCUCUCAAGACACAAUCUUGAUGAAUUUGUACAAGAGAGUGUAUCCUCGCUGGACGUACGACCCCUACGUGUCGCUGCCUUUACCGUGGGUCAAGAGAGAGAUCACUGUGGAGAUGGAUGACUUGGACAUGGAGUAGUGGAGGGACAAAAGACAGACUUUACAUCAAUGUGAUCACAUGACAUUUUCAAAAAGUGUAAUGUGUAUUAAUUAAAACUAUUUAGAUCAAAAGUAUCCCAUGUCUAAUUGUUCAUCUUGGGCAGGGCUGCUUGUGUGUUUGGCUCACCAUGUUUCUAAUGCGAAAUGAAUUUAAAAAAACAAACUAUACUAUAAA